Neospora caninum is the source of this 930-nucleotide messenger RNA. RefSeq lists its product as hypothetical. The record is from RefSeq and is a predicted model, not a curated record. Gene Ontology annotation, molecular function: 2',3'-cyclic-nucleotide 3'-phosphodiesterase activity. Gene Ontology annotation, biological process: cyclic nucleotide metabolic process. The transcript has a single exon. The coding region runs from base 1 to 930 and encodes 309 amino acids. Lineage: Eukaryota; Apicomplexa; Conoidasida; Eucoccidiorida; Sarcocystidae.
AUGGAGGAAUCGACGCAGACCUCCUCGCCCCCCCCCGCUGCCGAAACGCUUUCUCUCUGGCUGACAGUUCGCCUCCAUCCUGCGGCGCCUCUGCCGUCUUCUCCCUUCUCUCCCUCGCCGCCUUCCGCUUCCUCUUCUGCUCCCUUUUUCCCGGCACGCGCCGUGGCCGACUUGUCGGAGUGUCUAGACACCCCGAACUUCAUCCCGCACAUCACGCUGCUCGGUGGCGGCUUGAAGCACCUGUGUCUGGAUCAAAUUACUGCGAUCAUCAAGAAAGCGGUCGGCCACGAGAGAGAAGGCCAAGAUAAAACUACCACCGAAGAACGCAAGACGUGGAAACCGUUCUUCGUUCGCGUCGCAGAAGUGACGAGCGGCGAUCUGCCUUUCCAGUGCAUCUAUGCUCGGAUCCGGAAGCCUGGUGAGCCUUCUCCGGGGCCCUCUCCCGCCAAUCCACUUUCUGCGAGUGCGGAGACGGAACAGCCAGCGGAGAGACUCCUCGAAGACGCUCCAGAAGAACUUUUCGCUCUUCAUGCGAAGCUGCGUGCUGCGCUCUACGACGCCUUCGACGUGCCCUACCGCGGCGACAACGACGCGUACAUGCCCCACGUCAGCCUGGUGUAUGCGGAGACAGCGCAGCUGUCUCUGGAGAAGCGCCGCUUCCUCGCGAGGAUCUUGAACGACACAGAGGAGAUUAAACACGCCGAGGAUCCGUCUUCGACUAUGUGCGUUUCCGCCGCAAAGGGUGCGCAGGCCGCUCCUGCGUUCCUGACGCAAUUCGAGCAGGCACGAGAACGCUUCGGGAAAACGAUCAGAGGAACCUUCGUCUCGGUGGAGUCGGUCGAGGUUGUCCAAACUCCCCUCGGAAAAUGUUCCGAAGCUGGAAGGUGGCGGAUCCUGGCGUCGAUUCCUCUCAGAGGAAACGACGCGUGA